Messenger RNA from Formica exsecta, 1286 nucleotides. RefSeq names its product single-strand selective monofunctional uracil DNA glycosylase (gene Smug). The coding region runs from base 468 to 1217 and encodes 249 amino acids. Lineage: Eukaryota; Metazoa; Arthropoda; Insecta; Hymenoptera; Formicidae. The transcript has a single exon. Gene Ontology annotation, molecular function: single-strand selective uracil DNA N-glycosylase activity; oxidized pyrimidine nucleobase lesion DNA N-glycosylase activity. The record is from RefSeq and is a predicted model, not a curated record. Gene Ontology annotation, biological process: base-excision repair.
GAGUAAGUAUGCGCUUUUCUUUGUAUACUGUGUAACAAAAUAUUUUUGGAAAUAUUCGGAUGCGUUUCGCCGAUUCUAGAUGAUAUUAGAAUCACACACACGAACGAAGCUUUUGUAUUUGCAAUAAUUGUGGUGACGUUUUAUCAAUCUAAUAAUCCGAAUUGCGAUACUAAUAAUCCAAAACUAAUAUUGCAAAAAAAGUGCAGUUAUAAUCGUUUUGUUUCAAAGAUUGAACAUGAUCUUUUGUUAACGCAUCUGCAUAUGAAGAAACAUUCUGCGUUGUGUUUUAUAUUUUGAAAUUAGUUCAAGAGAGCAUAUAUCUCGCUUAUAAAAUACAUGAUAUUAAACUUUUGUUAAAUAUAUAUAUAUCCUGUUGUUUCUUAAAGAAAAAGCUUAGUUAUUUCAAAAUAACUAAUUUAUAAAUAAAAUCUUAAGUUCCUUAGAUAUUAGACUUUCUGAAAGUAACUAUGCCUCGUGCAAAGAGAACCAGAGUAAAAAGCGAUGAUGCGUCAGGUCCAAAAAAGCUUAAACAAUCAGGUUCAGAUACCUUAGAUUACAUGACUCAAAUACAAACAACUUUGGGUAUAAAACAAAGUACAGAGAAAAAUCGAGAUGCAAUUGAACAUUCAUCUACAGUGCUUACCUCUACUUCCAAUAUAGAAAAAAAUAAAGAUACUAUUGAACACACACCUGUAGCGCUUGGAUCAAUUUCUGAUAAAUUAUUAUCAAUUGAACAAGAACUUUGUAUUAAAUUAAAAGAUGUUACUUUUCCAUCAGUGAUACAAUAUAUUUACAAUCCACUUGAGUAUGCAUCUGAAACACAUGCCAUGUAUGUACAUAAGUACUGCACUGGCGAAAAAAAAGUUUUAUUUGUUGGCAUGAAUCCUGGACCAUGGGGCAUGUCACAAACUGGUGUGCCAUUUGGAGAAAUAAGCAUGGUGCGCAAUUGGCUCCAAAUUUUUGGUCCUGUUGGAAGUCCGUUAAAAGAACAUCCUGAUCGAAAAGUCACAGGAUUCCAAUGUACACGUAGUGAGAUUAGUGGACUAAGAUUGUGGGGCCUCUUUCGAGAUUUGUGCGGUAGUCCAGAAAACUUUUUUCGAUAUGCAUACAUGCACAAUUAUUGCCCAUUUGCAUUUAUGGAUGCCAAAGCUCGAAACAUUACACCAGCAGAAUUAAAGGCAAUAUUUAUCCCACUACAUUUCUUUUCUUUAUGCUGAACUAUCUGUUCUUUUUAGGGAGAAGGACAAAAAAUUUUACAUGAGGCAUGCGACAAAUCCUUGAUAGAU